AUGUCUGAUAAUAGAAGCGCUAUUAAGCGUGUCAUGAGACAGUGGUUCCCUGAUUUAAGCUUAUGGAUCGUCCCGAUUGCAAACAUGAAACUCUACCUCGCCACGGUUUUCUUCAUCAUCCCCGUUAUUAUUGCGGCACCACUCCCGAGCCCUCAAGCGGGCGAGGCUCCACCGAAAAUACCACUGAUCGCGGGCACGUUCGACAUCGUUAACGGGUUGCCUGUGGCCCUCGGGUUGCCUGAGAUCGGCGGACAGGUUAUACAUGGCUUCACGAGUAUUCAAAGCAAUAUGCAACUCCGCCUCGUCACGAUUUUCUUCGUUGUGCCCGCUGUACUCGCAGCAGCACUGCCAGCCCCUCAGGGGACCCAACCACCAAAUGACGACUCAAAUCAAAUUCUUGGAUUGCUAGGCAUCGUUCUCGGGACAGAUCAUCUUCCCGGCGGUCAAUAG
Molecule: messenger RNA, 450 nt
Organism: Pseudogymnoascus verrucosus
Lineage: Eukaryota; Fungi; Ascomycota; Leotiomycetes; Thelebolales; Thelebolaceae
Exons: 3
Coding region: 1-450 (149 amino acids)
Source: RefSeq, a predicted model, not a curated record